Rhagoletis pomonella (apple maggot) is the source of this 2439-nucleotide messenger RNA. RefSeq names its product excitatory amino acid transporter 1 (gene Eaat1). The transcript is spliced from 11 exons. Gene Ontology annotation, cellular component: plasma membrane. Gene Ontology annotation, molecular function: L-glutamate transmembrane transporter activity; neutral L-amino acid transmembrane transporter activity; glutamate:sodium symporter activity. NCBI's taxonomy places the organism in Eukaryota, Metazoa, Arthropoda, Insecta, Diptera, Tephritidae. Gene Ontology annotation, biological process: L-glutamate transmembrane transport. The coding region runs from base 535 to 1794 and encodes 419 amino acids. The record is from RefSeq and is a predicted model, not a curated record.
UGAUUAUAGUCGCGUUCAGUCAGUCAUUCGGUGAAGUAAACGAAAAAUUUUAUCAAACGGCACGCCAAUGUUCCUUUGUGUUGAAUGUAUUGCAGCUGCACAUCAAAGGUGUUCAUAACAUUUUGUGUUUGUGUGCAUGUGUGCGCGUAUAUGUGUGUGUGCUUUUGAUCCUUGCACACGGCUUGGAAGGUGCUUCUAGUCGGUGAACAAAAAAAAAAAAAAAAAAAAAAAAAAAUAAGCAAAAAAACUCGGUGCUGCCCGUUACAAAUAAUCUUUUGUUUGUUUGUAACACUUCAUAGUUAAAUAAGUAACACCAACAACAACACACACACACACACACAAAAUGACGCGACCGAAAGAGGAUUCAAAAUUUAAAGCAUUCCUGCGAGAGAACUCGCUGACUAUGCUCACAGUGACCGGCGUGUUCCUGGGCGGCUUAGUUGGCUUCAUCAUUAAGAACAGCACAGGCGAGUGGACGAAGCGUGAGAUUAUGUACAUAUCUUUUCCCGGUGAACUUUUUUUGCGCAUGCUAAAAUGUUUAAUUGUGCCAUUGUUGGUUUCAUCCAUAACGAGCGCCAUUGGUGGGCUCGAUCUGAGUAUGUCAGGGAGGAUUGCCAUACGCAAUAUAAUUACAGAGCUAACGCUUAUUAUUUUGUUACAACCAUUUCGGCGGUUGUUUUGGGUAUUUGCCUAGUCACAACAAUACGACCCGGACAGGGUGCCAAAAUAGUGGAAAUACGCACCGAAUCUGUAGAUAAAGCAUCUAAAGUGCUAACUCCUGAUACGCUUAUGGAUUUAGUGAGGAAUAUGUUUACGGAUAACAUUAUUCAAUCAACGAUGUUUCAGUAUCGCACGGAAAUCUUCGAAAAUACGAGUAUAAGUCCACCGGUACCCAUGGAAGAGUGGGACUUCAAGUCAGCACAACGCGAAGGCUCAAAUGUACUUGGCUUGGUAAUGUUUAGCGUCAUUUUGGGCACAACCAUUGGGCGCAUGCGUGAGAAAGGUCAACUGUUACAAGAUUUCUUUACCUCACUUAGUGAAGCGAUGAUGACAAUAACGUCUUGGGUUAUUUGGAUCUCGCCGCUCGGUGUGGGUUUCUUGAUAGCUGCCAAAAUAAUUGAAAUGGACUCCAUUGCUGCAACUAUACAAUCUUUGGGUUGGUACUUUAUAACGGUAAUGCUGGGUCUCUUCCUGCACGGAUUUGGUACCAUUGCUGUGAUAUUCUUCUUGGCCACUGGUACGUUGCCAUAUCGUUACAUUGCCAAAUUGAGUCAAGUCUUAGCCACUGCCUUUGGUACCGGCUCUAGUUCGGCUACCAUGCCACUGACAAUUAAAUGUCUCGAUGGUAUGGGCAUUGAUCCGCGUGUAACACGUUUUGUCAUUCCUGUCGGCGCAACAAUCAACAUGGACGGCACAGCAUUGUAUGAGGCGGUGGCAGCGCUUUUUAUUGCCCAAUAUCGUGAGAUGAGCUAUUCGUUUGGUAAUAUUGUGGCGGUCAGUAUUACGGCUACAGCUGCGUCGAUAGGUGCAGCUGGUAUACCACAGGCGGGUCUCGUAACUAUGGUGAUGGUGUUGGAUACAGUGGGAUUGGAACCGAAAGAUGUCUCACUGAUCAUAGCUGUCGAUUGGUUGCUAGAUCGCUUCCGUACCACCAUCAAUGUUAUGUGUGACGCACUAGGCACUAUAUUGGUCAAUCAUCUGUCGAGAAACGAUUUGCGAAGUGUCGAUAGGUUGAAUGCCGAACCCCAUGAGCUCCUCGAACUCGGUGCGAAUGGAAAUGAAACGAAAGAAUGAAGACGAACCCUGCCUACCCCUCCCCGUAUAAAACCGAAGCCCAAACAAGGACACACCACACAACGUUGAACAUUGGCUGCAUAAUGCGAGGCGCUUUGGCGCGUUUAAGUGUUACGAUGUGUGUUUGUGUGCAUGCGUGCGCAUAUUGGCAAUGUAAUAAUGUCACGCUGUGAACUUUACAUGGCUAACAACUGCUUCUGCCUGUGUCUAAAUAUUUGUAUUUUCAAAGUACAAGUACACCGAAUUUAUUUACAUAUAUGUAUGUAUAAAAUUUAUGAAGGAAAUAUGAUUUUUUGAAGCCAAAAAGGAAAAAUAUACCAAUGUACAAGAAUGUGUGCCAGUUUGCGUAGGCAAAGGAAUUACAAAGUAUUCAAUAAGAUUUGUAAAUAUAAAAAAUAAUACUUUUUUUCUAAAAAAAAUACUUGUAAAAGUUAUUGAGCGAUAAAGUUAAUUAAAAAAAUUUUAUGUUUAAUAAACAAAAUAAUCAAAAUAAAAUUAUUUUGAAAAAUAAUUUAAUUUCGAAAAACCAAGAACGCGCAGCAUAUGAAAAUGUAGCAGAGAAUAAUAGAAUUGCCAGCAAAAAUAAAGUCAAGCAGAUGUAUAGAUUUAGAAUAUGUACUGUUAGAUAUUGAUGUUAUCACAAAA